GAACGAAGCGUGAGCACUCAUUACACCGGAAGAGCAGGACAAAGCAACACUUGGCACAUUCACCAUUUUCUUCAAUCUGAUGGCAGCACAUGUAUUCAGCAGACAGGACCUCAUUUGUCCACAGUGUACUGGAAUCUACUGCUUCCCCGUUCUCCUCCAGUGUGGACAUAAUGUUUGUAAAGUUUGCCUGCAGACGUUCUGGGAAUGGAAAGGAUGUCAAGAAUGUCCAGUGUGUUCUGUCGUGUCUGUUCCCAAAAGGCCUCCAAUUAAUUUACCACUGAAAAUCGCCGCGGACCAGUACCACCUGGAACAGAGCAGGAAUAGCGGAGAACUUUGCAAAAUACACAAAGAGAAGCUGAGUAUUUUCUGUCAGAAUGAUGAAGAGCCCAUCUGUCUGCUGUGCCAAACUUCUAAACAGCAUAAAAUCCACAAGUGCUGCCCAUUGGAGGAAGCCGCCAAGCAGAAAAAGGGAAAUAUUGCAGUCAGGCUGGAGUUGCUGAAAAAAAAGCUCCAGACUCUGACCAAGACAAAAGAAACCUGGGAAGGAACCCGAAAAUUCAUCCAGAGCCAAGCAGAAGCAAACCACAGAGCCAUCAAGGAGGAGUUUCAGAGGUUGCACUUGUUCCUUUUUGAGGAGGAAAACUCCAGACUUCAGGUACUCAAACAGGAGGAAGAUGUGAAAGUGAAAGUGAUGAGUCUCAAGCUGGAGUACAUGGAGAAGCAGAUCAAGAACCUUUCUUCUACCAUCAGCGAUAUUGAGACAAAACUCCAAGGCGCUGAUUUACCCUUCUUGAUGGAUUACAAAGAAAAAAAGAAAAAGCUUAAAUGCAACAUUGGGGAGCCAGAAAUUAUACGAGACAUCCUGAUUAACUCUGCAAGUCAUCUGGGAUCCCUCAAGUUUAAAGUGUGGAGGAAGAUGGAGGGCGUUGUCAAAAGUGUUCCCAUCACGUUGGAUCCAAAUACGGCCCACGCCAACUUGGAGCUCUCAGAUGAGCUGAGCUGUGUGCAGUACAGCAGCCAACAGAUGCUCCCUAACAACCCAGAACGCUGCACAGGUAGUGUAUGCGUCCUGGGAGCCACCGGUUUUGUUUCUGGAAAACACAGCUGGACUGUAGAUGUAACGCGAGGUAGAGACUGGUAUAUCGGGGUGGCCCGGGAGUCCAUCCAAAGGAAGGGGGCCUUGUUCCUCGAGCCUUCUGAAGGCGUGUGGAUCAUUGGUGGGAGUACGGGGGAUGCCAUGUGGGCUCAGACCUCGCCUAGGACCAAGCUGGACUUGAAGCAGAAGCUUGAGAGGAUUACUGUGGAGCUAGACUACGACAAAGGGAAAGUAGCUUUCAUCAAUGCUGCAGAUUCAAAGAUGAUCUACACGUUUAAAGACAAGUUCACAGAGAGAAUCUUCCCUUACUUUCACCCUGGCAUCUACGAGGAGGGCAGUGGCUCCUACCCCCUCGCCAUUUGUCCGCAGACCAUCUCUGUGACCGUCACAGACCACAAGUGAAGAACUAUUAACUUAUGUUGAUACCAAAGCACUUGCCAGCUCUUUUGCACUAGUUAUUUUUCCUAGUUGUUACAAAACUCUCUUUUGUUGUCAACUUGUGUGACAACAUACAACAUACAUGUUGUAGAUCUGGAAAAGAGUGUUCAUUUCUCCGUUGUCGCUAUUACAAUGCUGUAAAUCAUGCCCGACAUGUUCAAUCACUUCACAUGCUUGUGGUUUAUUUUUGUCUUAUCUUGUCACUACUUGUGUUCCACAAUGGAAACUAAUAAAAAUCCAUCAGCUGUCUGUUGUUAACAACUUUGCAACACAUCGGAUGUUGUUCUUCAGAAUAAAAU
Messenger RNA from Doryrhamphus excisus (bluestripe pipefish), 1833 nucleotides. Its product is annotated as zinc-binding protein A33-like. NCBI's taxonomy places the organism in Eukaryota, Metazoa, Chordata, Actinopteri, Syngnathiformes, Syngnathidae. The record is from RefSeq and is a predicted model, not a curated record. Gene Ontology annotation, molecular function: protein binding; zinc ion binding.